Molecule: messenger RNA, 1956 nt
Organism: Phacochoerus africanus (Common warthog)
Lineage: Eukaryota; Metazoa; Chordata; Mammalia; Artiodactyla; Suidae
Gene: GPR108
Product: G protein-coupled receptor 108
Exons: 18
Coding region: 51-1694 (547 amino acids)
Biological process (GO): transport
Cellular component (GO): Golgi apparatus; membrane
Source: RefSeq, a predicted model, not a curated record
CGGGCCUGGAGGCGUCAGAGGCGGUAUCAGGGGAGGCGGUGGCUCCAGAGAUGGCAGUGAGCGAGAGGAGGGGGCUCGCCCGCGGGAGACCCGCGGAGUGGGGCCAGCGGCUCUUUCUGCUGCUGCUGUUAGGAGGCUGCUCUGGGCGCAUCCACCGGCUGACGCUGACGGGGGAGAAGCGAGCCGACAUCCAGCUGAACAGCUUUGGCUUCUACACCAACGGCUCUCUGGAGGUAGACCUGAGCCUCCUGCGGCUGGGCCUCCAGGAGACAGAAGAGAAAGCUCCGCUGGUGGGGUUCAGUCUGACCCGAGUUCGAUCUGGCAGUGUUCGCUCCUACUCAAGCCAGCACUCCCACGACUGCCCUCUCCAUAGAAACAGCAGCAACCUCCUGGUUCUCUUCCUCAUCAACACCAAGGAUCUGCAGGUCCAGGUGCGGAAGUAUGGAGAGCAGAAGAAGCUGUUCAUCUCUCCUGGGCUCCUUCCAGAAGUGCCCUCCAAACCAGGGCUCCCAAAAUCAGAGCACCCGGAUACCCCUAAGGUGGACGGUGGGACCACCACUGCGCCCGACAAGGCCAAGGCGACACCCACAGUGUCCCAAGGAGACCAGCAGGGCAUCAGUGGGAAGGACCAGGAACUGGUGUUGGGCCUGGGCCAUCUAAACAACUCCUACAAUUUCAGUUUCCAUGUGGUGAUCGGCUCUAGGGCCGAGGAAGGCCAGUACAACCUCAACUUCCACAACUGCCACAACUCCGUGCCAGGCCGGGAGCAACCAUUCGACAUCACGGUCAUGAUCCGGGAGAAGAACCCGGAGGGUUUCCUGUCGGCAGCGGAAAUCCCCCUCUUCAAGCUGUACAUGGUCAUGUCCGCCUGCUUCCUGGCCGCCGGUGUCUUCUGGGUGUCUGUCCUCUGCAAGAACACGUACAACGUCUUCAAGAUCCACUGGCUCAUGGCUGCCCUGGCUUUCACCAAGAGCAUCUCUCUCCUCUUCCACAGUAUCAACUACUACUUCAUCAACAGCCAGGGCCACCCCAUCGAAGGCCUCGCUGUCAUGCACUACAUCACGCAUCUGCUGAAGGGCGCCCUCCUCUUCAUCACCAUUGCCCUAAUCGGCUCGGGUUGGGCCUUCGUCAAGUACGUCCUGUCCGACAAGGAGAAGAAGAUCUUCGGGAUCGUGAUCCCACUGCAGGUCCUGGCCAACGUGGCCUACAUCGUCAUCGAGUCACGCGAGGAGGGCGCCAGUGACUAUGGGAUCUGGAAGGAGAUCCUCUUCCUGGUGGAUCUCAUCUGCUGUGGCGCCAUCCUCUUCCCCGUGGUCUGGUCCAUCCGGCAUCUCCAGGAUGCUUCUGGCACUGAUGGGAAAGUGGCAGUGAACCUGGCCAAGCUGAAGCUGUUCCGGCAUUACUAUGUUAUGGUCAUCUGUUACAUCUACUUCACGCGGAUCAUCGCCAUCCUGCUGCAGGUAGCCGUGCCCUUCCAGUGGCAGUGGCUGUACCAACUCUUGGUGGAGGGCUCCACCCUCGCUUUCUUCGUGCUCACGGGCUACAAGUUCCAGCCGGCAAGGGAUAACCCAUACCUACAGCUGCCCCAAGAGGACGAGGAGGACGUGCAGAUGGAGCAAGUAAUGACCGAUUCUGGGUUCCGGGAAGGCCUGUCCAAAGUCAACAAAACGGCCAGCGGGCGAGAGCUGUUGUGAUCAGGUCCCCUCUUCGGACGGUUCUUCACACUCCACCGUCCUCUUCUCACACAUUCCUCACUCCGGCUUCUCCCAAAGCUAGUGCGGAGAGGAGGAGGGGGCGGGUGCUCACACGGCGCCCCGCUGCCGGGGACCCGAGUUCCUGGAGCCCGUUCGGAAGAAGACAGACAGCCCCCUUUCCCCCAAGUAUUGAGCAUCCUGUCCCCACCUGGGGACCACCCUCCACUUGCUGCUGUACAAUAAUGACCAAUCUGUUUUGCUA